Ambispora leptoticha is the source of this 155-nucleotide messenger RNA. NCBI's taxonomy places the organism in Eukaryota, Fungi, Glomeromycota, Glomeromycetes, Archaeosporales, Ambisporaceae. The record is from the annotation of a GenBank genome assembly.
AAAUCUUGAAUUUACAGAUAUACGUAGUUGAUGAUAUAGUUAUACGGAUAGUAAAAUCUCGAAUGACAAUGUUAUCAAUGAGAAGGCCAUUGGAAGUCAAAAUUGAUAAUGCUAUUGAAGUUUUUACGAUUAGAAAAUCCACUGGAAGGCUCUAG